AUGGCGUCCAAAGGUGGGAAAUCUAAACCUGAUAUCGUAAUGUCGUCCAAAGGUUCGAAAUCUAAACCUGAUAGCGACUCCAGAGCUAAGCGCCAGAAGACGCUUGAAGCUCCUAAAGAACCACGUCGCCCCAAAACUCACUGGGACCAUGUUUUGGAGGAGAUGGCUUGGCUGUCAAAGGAUUUUGAGUCUGAGAGGAAAUGGAAGCUGGCGCAGGCGAAGAAGGUUGCUUUGAGGGCUAGCAAAGGCAUGCUGGAUCAGGCAUCUAGGGAAGAAAGGAAGCAAAAGGAAGAAGAACAGCGACUUAGGAAAGUAGCUCUCACUAUUUCAAAAGAUAUCAAAAAGUUUUGGAUGAAAGUUGAGAAGCUGGUACUGUAUAAGCAUCAGCUGGUACGGAAUGAGAAAAAGAAGAAGGCUAUGGACAAGCAACUUGAGUUUCUGUUAGGCCAGACUGAGAGGUACUCAACUAUGUUGGCAGAAAAUCUAGGGGAGCCUUCUAAACGGGACCAAAAUAAUUCUCCAAAAACUCUACUGGCCAUCGAAUCAAAAAGUGAUGAGGAAAGGGCAGAAGAGUUACCUUCGGAUUUGAAUGCUUGUCUUGAAUCAGAAACUCUUGACAUCGAUGAUGAGGAGUACGCUCUAAAAUCCGAGGAUGAGUCCGAAGAUGAUGAAGAUACUAUUGUGGAGGAUGAAAAACACUUCACCAAACAGGAAAGACAGGAAGAGUUGGAAGCUUUGCAAAAUGAAGUGGAUCUACCAAUUGAGGAGCUGCUCAGACGUUAUAAGAGAGUCAGCCGAGAAACUAGCCCAGAAAAAGAUGGAGAUGAUGCUAAUAUGACUUCAGUAGCUGAAGAUCAGAUAGAAGCAGACGAGAACAAUCUUACAGCUUCUGAAGAAAUAGAAGAGAGCCCGAGUGUUCGUCGUUCUAAUGAUAACGAUGGUCAUUUGGCAACAUUUGAGACCCAGUCACAUGAACACGAGCCAGGCUCAACGACUGCCUCUGUGAAGUCUGGAAAGGAAGAUCAUACCUAUGAUUUCAACGACGAUCAGGAAGAUGAUGAGUUUAUUAUUGCCAAUGGGGACGAAAAGGACGAUGAGACGACCCUGUCUGUCGAAGAGGAAUUGGCAAAAGCUGAUAAUGAAGACCCUGGCGAAGAGAUAUCUCUACUGCAGAAGGAGAGUGAAAUGCCUAUUGAAGUAUUGCUUGCAAGGUAUAAGGAGGAUUUCGGUGACAAGGAUAUGUCUGAAGAUGACUCUGGCGAUUCAUGUGCUAUAUCUGAAGACUGUGUAGCAGACUCUCCCGGAAUCAGGCAGCAAGCUGAUUCAGAUAACGAAAAUGUUGAUUCAAUGGAGUGUAAGCCAGAUUUGCAGCCAUGCUCAGGAAAAUUGGAAGGCACAUCCAAUGAAUUAACCGAAGAGAAUGGUAUAGAUAGUAGUGAUAAAAUUGCUGAUGCAGCAGCAGCAGCAAGAUCUGCGCAGCCAACUGGAUAUACAUUCUCCACAACAAAAGUUCGAACGAAACUGCCGUUUCUUCUCAAGCACUCUUUGCGUGAGUACCAACACAUUGGUUUGGACUGGCUUGUCACAAUGUAUGAGAAAAGGUUGAACGGGAUUCUAGCUGAUGAAAUGGGUCUUGGAAAGACAAUCAUGACCAUUGCUCUUCUCGCACAUCUUGCUUGUGAUAAGGGGAUAUGGGGUCCCCAUCUGAUUGUGGUUCCAACAAGUGUGAUGCUCAAUUGGGAAACUGAGUUUCUUAAAUGGUGUCCUGCAUUUAAAAUUCUCACCUACUUUGGGAGUGCAAAGGAGCGGAAACUCAAGAGACAAGGAUGGAUGAAGUUGAACUCAUUCCAUGUAUGCAUAACGACCUAUAGGCUAGUUAUUCAGGACAGUAAAAUGUUUAAGCGCAAGAAGUGGAAAUACUUGAUUCUUGACGAAGCCCAUUUAAUCAAGAAUUGGAAGUCUCAGAGAUGGCAAACUUUAUUGAACUUCAACUCUAAACGCAGGAUUUUGUUGACUGGUACACCGCUGCAGAAUGAUCUUAUGGAAUUGUGGUCACUGAUGCAUUUUCUGAUGCCACAUGUGUUUCAGUCUCACCAGGAAUUCAAGGACUGGUUCUGUAACCCGAUAGCAGGGAUGGUGGAGGGACAAGAAAAAAUCAACAAAGAAGUUAUUGAUCGCUUACAUAAUGUCCUCCGUCCUUUCCUUCUACGUCGCCUAAAAAGGGAUGUGGAGAAGCAGCUGCCUUCGAAACAUGAGCAUGUUAUUACCUGUAGGUUGUCUAAGAGGCAGCGCAACUUGUAUGAGGACUUCAUAGCAAGCACAGAAACACAGGCUACGCUCAACAGUGGAAGUUUUUUUGGGAUGAUAAGUAUCAUAAUGCAACUGCGGAAAGUUUGUAAUCAUCCUGAUCUCUUUGAGGGCCGUCCUAUUGUAAGUUCUUAUGACAUGGCUGGCAUUGAUGUGCAGUUGAGUUCGACAAUUUGUUCUCUGCGUUUGGAAAGUCCAUUUGCCAAGGCCGAUCUUGAGGCUCUGGGAUUCUUAUUCACACAUCAUGAUUUUUCUAUGAAUUCUUGGGAAGGUGAUGAGAGAAAAGCUAUCUCAACGCCCUCAGAUUUAAUCAAGCAGCGGGCGGACUUGAAAGAUAAUCCGGAAGCAAUCCCUCUGAGUUUGAUAAACCGCAAAAAUCUGCAAGGGACAAAUAUUUUUGAAGAAAUUCGAAAGGCCCUCUUUGAGGAGAGGGUUAAAGAAUCUAAGGAACGGGCAGCAGCCAUUGCAUGGUGGAAUUCUUUGAGAUGCCAGAAAAAGCCUGCUUACUCUACAUCUCUAAGAAGUCUUUUAACCAUUCGGGGUCCUGUUGAUGCUAUGCACCAUCUUAAAGCUAAUUCUUCAUCUUACAUGUAUUCCUCAAUGCUCGCUGACAUAGUUCUUUCACCGGUCGAGCGUUUUCAGAAGAUAAUUGAGCUAGUUGAAGCUUUCACAUUUGCGAUUCCAGCUGCACGAGUGCCUUCACCUGCUUGUUGGUGCAGCAAAAGUGACUCUCCUGUUUUUAUUAGUCCAUCGUACAAGGAGAAAGUUACAGAUCUGUUGUCACCUCUUCUGUCACCGAUCAGACCUGCGAUUGUUAGGAGACAGGUUUAUUUUCCAGAUAGGAGGUUGAUACAGUUUGAUUGUGGUAAGCUGCAGCAGCUUGCUAUGUUAUUGAGAAAAUUAAAAUUUGGGGGUCACAGAGCGUUGAUAUUCACGCAAAUGACCAAAAUGCUUGACAUCUUGGAGGCUUUCAUCAGUUUAUACGGUUAUACCUAUAUGCGUCUUGACGGCUCUACUCCGCCAGAAGAGAGGCAGACAUUAAUGCAGCGAUUUAACACAAAUCCCAAGAUCUUUCUUUUCAUCUUGUCAACCCGAAGUGGGGGUGUUGGCAUCAACCUUGUGGGUGCAGACACAGUUAUUUUCUAUGACAGUGACUGGAAUCCUGCUAUGGAUCAACAAGCACAAGAUCGCUGCCACAGGAUAGGUCAGACACGGGAAGUGCAUAUUUAUCGGUUGAUAAGUGAGAGCACCAUUGAAGAGAAUAUCUUGAAGAAAGCAAACCAGAAGCGUGCGCUUGAUAAUCUAGUGAUCCAAAAUGGUGAGUAUAACACCGAGUUUUUCAAGAAGCUUGAUCCCAUGGAAUUGUUUUCUGGGCAUAAAGCUCUGACCAAGAAGGAUGAAAAGGAAAAAAACAAUAAUGGCGGGGCGGAGCUACCUCUGUCAAAUGCAGAUGUUGAGGCUGCUUUGAAACAAGCAGAAGAUGAAGCAGAUUAUAUGGCUCUCAAAAGAGUAGAAGAAGAAGAAGCUGUGGACAAUCAAGAGUUUACAGAAGAACCUGUUGAGAGACCAGACGACGAUGAGCUAGUAAAUGAAGAUGACGUAAAGUCUGAUGAGCCUGCUGAUCAAGGUGUAACUGCAGCAGGAUCAACCAAAGAAGAAAUUUCAUUGUUACCAACUGAUACCAGGGAUGAGAGAGCUGAUAUCACUAUUUCAAGCCAAGAAGAAGAUACUGAUGUACUAGCUGAUGUCAAGCAAAUGGCUGCAGCAGCCGCCGCUGCUGGACAAGCUAUCUCAUCUUUUGAGAAUCAGCUACGUCCUAUUGAUAGAUAUGCGAUUAGAUAUUUAGAGGUUUGGGACCCCAUCAUUGUUGAAGCUGCAAUGGAAAAUGAAGCGGGAUUUGAAGAAAAAGAAUGGGAACUUGACCACAUUGAGAAGUGCAAGGAGGAAAUGGAAGCUGAUAUUGAUGAUGGUGAAGAGCCUCUUGUUUAUGAGAAAUGGGAUGCUGAUUUUGCAACCGAGGCAUACAGGCAGCAAGUUGAAGUUUUAGCUCAGCACCAGUUGAUGGAAGAUUUGGAAAAUGAAGCUAGGGAGAGGGAAGCUGCAGAGGAGGCUGAAAGAGUUUUGAUACUGAACGAAAGCGCUCCUGUACUUAAACCUAAGAAGAAGAAGAAGGCGAAGAAAGCCAAAUAUAAAUCACUGAAGAAAGGAUCACUGGCUGCGGAACCAAAACAUGUGAAGAUGGAGGUUGAAGCUUCGUCCGAUGAUGAUAAUGAAGAAUGCGGCUAUGUGAGUAGCAGUGACUCAGAAAUGCUUUCGCGGCAUUUCCGGACGCCAGUGAGAACCAAGAAAAGAGAAUUAGUCGUUGACACUGAAGAAGAGAAUACCUCGAAGAAGAAAGCAAAGAAGCACAAGAAGUCUCUUCCACAUUCAGAUAUCAAAUGCAAGCAAUUAAGUGCUCCGCUUGAUGAACAUGCACCAUCAAAGCCUUCUGACAGUAUGGCUGUUGAUAAUGAAAUGAAACUGGCAAACAGGGGUAAAACUAUGGGGAAAAAAUUCAUCACUCCAAUGCCAAUAAAGCGUGUGCUUAUGAUCAAGCCAGAGAAAUUGAAGAAAGGGAAUCUGUGGUCUAGGGACUGUGUUCCCUCGCCUGAUUCAUGGUUGCCUCAGGAAGAUGCCAUAUUGUGUGCCAUGGUUCAUGAAUAUGGGCCUAACUGGAGUUUGGUUAGCGGGACUCUUUAUGGAAUGACAGCUGGUGGGGCAUACAGAGGACGGUAUCGCCAUCCUGCAUAUUGCUGUGAGAGAUAUAGAGAGCUUAUUCAACGACAUAUUUUGUCUGCUCCCGACAGUGCAGUGAACGAGAAGAACCUCAACGCAGGUUCUGGAAAGGCUCUCCUUAAAGUCACUGAGGAAAAUAUCAGGUCACUCCUAAACGUUGCAGCAGAGCAGCCAGAUACGGAGAUGCUCCUUCAGAAACAUUUUACCUGCUUGCUGUCAUCAAUUUGGAGGACGUCGACCCGCACUGGGAACGAUCAAAUGCUCUCCCUCAAUAGUCCAAUAUUCAACAGACAGUUUAUGGGUUCUGCGAAUCACACUCAAGAUGAAGCAAGAAAACCUUUUCAGGGGAUGAAGAUCACCAGCUUAAGUAGCAAGUUGUUAGAAUCUGCUCUCCAGGACUCAAGCAAGAGUCAGCCUAACGAUACCGUUUCCCGUUCUAGAGUACCGGAGGAUCAACCUAUCAAUAAAGUGAAAUUAGACCUAACCUUGGAAUUCCCGCUUGGCUAUGAUGAUUACCCAACUCAUUUUUCACCCAUCAUAAAGGUAUCCAUUGAUGAGAUGGAUUCAUUCAAUUAUGUGAAUGACCCUCCAGAGGAAGAUAAGCUAAAAGCUUCUCGGGUUGCUGCAGAGAACCGUUACAGAAAUUCUGCAAAUGCUUGUUUUGAAGAUUCAUUUGGAUGGGCUUCAAGCACGUUUCCAGCAUAUGAUCUGAAGUCAAGGACAGGCAUGAAAGCACAAUCCCUGGGGAAGCACAAACUAUCCGCCUCAGACACACCCAAGUCUACAAAAAGCAAACAGCGUAAACUCUCAGCAGCAGAGCAAUCGGAAGUGGGAUGGGUAAGGCCAAAUGAUCCGAAUCUCAAGUUUGAUUUCACACCUGCGGAUAAGGAGGAGGACGAGGAGGAGAAGGCGGAUUCAGACGAGAUAGAGAUGAUAGGUUGUUCACAUUUGUAUGAUCCUUUCUUUACCUCAGGCCUUGGUGAUUGCUCACUAGCUUCCGAUCUCUCAGAACUAGAGUAG
Molecule: messenger RNA, 6102 nt
Organism: Microthlaspi erraticum
Lineage: Eukaryota; Viridiplantae; Streptophyta; Magnoliopsida; Brassicales; Brassicaceae
Source: the annotation of a GenBank genome assembly